AUGGGCGAGCAGGAGUCGGCGACGGACUACUGCAACCGUGCUCGACGGAUCCUGGCUGAGAUGCGGAUGGCGGGCGCCGAAUACUCUACGGCGUCCUACAUCACCCAUGUACUCAAGGGCCUGCUACGCAGCUACAACCUCAUGAAGCGGAUGACGAUGGUGCCCGGCACACGUGAGUCCCUUAACGAGGACUCUCUCACCUGCUAUAUACUCCAAGAUGAGGCGAUGCAGGAGGUAGAACAGGCCACGGAGCUCCUUCCGCAGGCACGUUAUGCUGCACAAACGAAGCAGAAUCGUCAGCAGGAGCAGCGCGGGAAGCCGGGCGGAGGUGGUAGCGGAGGUGGGCGGUCGACGAAGGACGUCGACGAGAAGCGGUCGACGCGGGACAAGGGCCGUGAAGGUGGUGGUCGACGGUGGGAGUGCUGGAUCUACGGCGACCCCAACCAUCUCUCCUUCGCGUGCCCCGACCGCGACGACAGUGACGAGGACGACUGCAAAGGAGACCGCGGUCGAUCGACGAGUCGUCGCCCCCAUCGAGAUGCGAAGCCGCGUAAGGAGAAGAAGACGUCGAAGAAGACUUCGUCGACGAAGAAAGUCGACAGCUCCAGCGGCAAGGACCGAGGCGACAGGGAGGGGUCGUGCUCGAUCGUCGGCUUGGUGGAGCCGACAGUCUCGCUAGCACCGGAGGCUGGCGAGGACUUCCAGGCGGUGGCGGCAGCUGUGCAGGCCAACCCGAUGGCGGUGCUGCUCGACAGCGGAUGCUCCCAUCCUGAUGAGGACGAAGGCGGUCUUCAUCGACAUGUCGCCGAGUGA
This is a messenger RNA of Closterium sp. Yama58-4, 813 nucleotides long. The record is from the annotation of a GenBank genome assembly. NCBI's taxonomy places the organism in Eukaryota, Viridiplantae, Streptophyta, Zygnematophyceae, Desmidiales, Closteriaceae.